CAAUGACAAUUGACAAUUGUAAACUGAAAACUGUUAAGUGAAGUUUAUGUGAAACCGGAAACAUAACAGUAAAUAAUUUUAUUUCAGCUGUGUUUUAAAGUAAUAUGUUAAUUAGACAAUAUUUGUUUAAAUUUUUCGUUUAGUCAUUUGAUUUUUAUUAUUUUUAACAUAUAAAUAUGCCGAAAAAUAAGAAAAAAGCAGAAAGUUCCAGCAGCGAUAGCGAUGAUGGGCCGGUUGACAAAAACCAACCCCCAGAGAAGAAGGCAAAGAUGGGUUCAAGAACAGAUGACAAGGAACCAACUUGGGUCUUACAAGGAAAGAAAUUGGUAAAAAUUCGGGAAUUUAAGGGAAAAGUUUACAUAGAUAUAAGAGAAUUUUAUGAAAAGAAUGGGGAAUUAUUACCAGGAAAAAAAGGAAUUAGCAUGACUCCUGACAUGUGGCGGAAACUUUUGUCAUUAUCAGAUGAAAUUAAUGAAACUAUUAGUUCGAUGUGUUAAGAGGGAACCAUUCAAUUAAUGUUAAAAAUAAAAUGAUUAAUAUUU
Messenger RNA from Vanessa atalanta (red admiral), 542 nucleotides. RefSeq names its product RNA polymerase II transcriptional coactivator (gene Ssb-c31a). The record is from RefSeq and is a predicted model, not a curated record. Lineage: Eukaryota; Metazoa; Arthropoda; Insecta; Lepidoptera; Nymphalidae. Gene Ontology annotation, biological process: positive regulation of transcription initiation by RNA polymerase II. Gene Ontology annotation, cellular component: transcription regulator complex; nucleus. Bases 177 to 497 code for a protein of 106 amino acids. The transcript is spliced from 2 exons. Gene Ontology annotation, molecular function: DNA binding; transcription coactivator activity.